CUGGAAGCCUCGGGGGUGGAUCCUGAGUGCUGCUGCCGCUGUCUGUCGCACAACUACGGCACACUACAGCCUCUACUUUCCGUGGUAUCUGUGGAUCACCGGAGCUUCUUUAACACCGCGAAUAAUUCAGAAACAACACCCCAAAUGCGAUCUGUUAUGACGGAUACCAACGUGGGCGCCUCUUGCAGGACUAUGCACGCAAGAUGAGGAGUCUUUUGACGCUUGGUCAAAAUGUGGAGGUGGAUUCCUGGACAAGUGGGCCACACAGUUCCUCCCUGAGUCUCUUCACCAUUGAGAAAAAUAGGUGUGUGGGCGUUGGUGGGUUACCAGAUUGACUGAAGUGUUAAGGUGAAUCAUCCCAGUGACUGAGAGGAACCUCCGAGCAGGGGCACAGCAGUGGCAGGGUGGAGCUUCCUGACUCAUGGAGAAUUACUUCCAGGCCGAAGCCUUCAACCUGGACAAGGUGCUGGAUGAGUUUGAACAAAAUGAAGAUGAAACAGACACUCCAAUCCUCUCUGACGCUAAGUGGACUCAGAUACUGGCUCCGCCCCCUCAUCUGCUCUCUUUAAACCCCGCCCUGGCCCACGCAGACCUGAGCCCGGGGGACAGUCCUCUUCCCUUUAAGACCCUUCCCCCGGACUUCACCCCCUCCACCACCACCACCCCUCCAUCCAGCCUCUCCCCAGGGGCCGAUCCCAAACGCCCCCCCAGCUCUGAGCAUCCGUCCUGGGGAGAGGAGAGACCCGCAGACAUCCAUAGCCCUCCACUUCCACAACCCAAUAUCGGCAAACUGGUGGGAGCCGAUGAUUUGUCACCACCUCCAGUGAAUUCUUGCGAAAAUGGGGGCUCUCAAGAUAUAUCAUUACGGGAUGGACAACCUGCUUCGGAACAAUUGUCCUCAAGUCUGGAGGAUAGAGGUGGUUCAACGCAUUUUAGUUUUGAUAUAGGAGCACAAAAUGGUGAAGUUGAGAAGUCUACAGAACAAGUUGAAUCCAAACAAGGUAUUUUGAAUGGAGGAAGUUGCAAUGAAUCGGAUAGCGUUGAUGUGGAAAAGGAGGUUAAAGCUUGUUCAGAUGGGGAAGCAAAGCAAGAAUUGCACAUGACAAACGUUUGCAAUGGUUCGGUUGAAGAUGCUAGCUCCCAAGGUCACGGAACUGAGGAGGAAGAGGCAGCUGCGUCCAUUUGCGUAUCGUCCAAAGAAGAUUUGGUAACUGAAGAGAAGGAGAUGGAGGAGAGUAAGCAAGAAAUCCAAGAUGGCGGCGCAGCAUCUGGCAACACCCAAAUGAAACUGAACAAUGGGCGACUACAACCAGUUAGCAUCCCGUACGGAGGGGCGCGUCCGAAGCAACCCGUUAACCUCAAACUACAAAUCCCACAACCUUUAUCAAAUCACGUCCAAAAUCAGCUUGGACCAUCAACGGUUAACAGUAAAAACAAAAAUUUCGAAAAUCAAAAUCGAAAAAGUGCAGAAUUGACAGAGGAUUCAAGUACACUAAAUGGGGAUGCUAUUGCUAAUUGUGCAUCCACAGUGCAGCCCGAGAGUCCCGAUAAUGAUGUCCAGGCCGGUCAGCAGGGGGCAUUAAGCAGGAAGAGCGCACUGGGAGAGGUGGCCCCGGUUUGGGUGCCUGAUUCGCAGGCCCCCAUGUGUAUGAAGUGUGACGUCAAGUUCACCUUCACCAAGAGGAGGCACCACUGCAGAGCCUGUGGCAAGGUUUUCUGUGCAUCUUGCUGCAGUUUGAAAUGCAGACUGUUGUACAUGGACAGAAAAGAGGCUCGUGUCUGCGUGACGUGUCAUUCAACUCUGACGAGUGCUCCGUCAUCGUGGGAGACUCAGGUUUGUCCCAGUAACCAGAGUCCAAACCCAAAUAAUCCCUCUGAGUACUGCUCCACGGUGCCCCCUCUGCAGCAGGCCCAGGCCUCAGGAGCGCUCAGCUCACCCCCUCCCACUGUCAUGGUCCCUGUAGGGGUGCUCCAGCAGAAUGCCAACGAAGUGUCCCUGUCCCGUGAGCAGAGGAGGGUGUGGUUUGCUGAUGGAGUCCUGACAAAUGGAGAGGCUUCAGAAUCUCCCAAACCUCUGUCCUCGCACCAGCCACCCUCACAGUCCCGAGCCAUUUCAAACAAGGCCAACUCCACCGCAGCCAGCUCCGAGACAUCCCAGUCCGGAGCGCCUCCUGUAGGCAGUCCUGUGGGCAGCGCGGUCAGUCUGAUCCCGGAGGACGGACUUCCUCCCAUCCUCAUCUCCACCGGAGUCAAAGGAGGUACGGGAGGCCCCCUCACCUCAGAUUAUGCGGUGGAGGAGCGUCCGUCUGAAGUAGUCCUGAUGCAGCAGUUGGAGGAAGGAGGACCUGACCCUCUGGUGUUUGUGCUCAAUGCAAACCUGCUUGCUAUGGUCAAACUCGUCAACUAUGUGAACCGUAAGUGCUGGUACCUGAGCACUAAGGGCAUGCACGCUGUGGGACAGGCCGAGGUGGUGAUCCUGCUCCAGUGUCUCCCCGAUGAGAAGACCCUCCCCAAAGACGUCUUCAGACACUUUGUCCAGCUCUACCAGGAGGCCCUCACCGGUACCGUGCUGAGCCACCUGAGUCAUUCGUUCUUCACCCAGAGUUUUCUGGGCAGUAAAGAACACGGUGGUUUCCUUUACAUCAGCCCGUCGUUCCAGUCACUCCAGGACCUGCUGCUGCCCAACCCGCCCUUCCUCUUCGGAGUCCUCAUCCAGAAGUGGGAGACGCCCUGGGCCAAAGUCUUCCCCAUACGCCUCAUGCUGCGGCUGGGAGCAGAGUACAGAUUCUACCCGUGUCCACUGUUCAGUGUUCGCUUCAGGAAACCUCUUUUUGGAGAAACUGGACACACCAUCAUGAAUCUGCUUGCUGAUUUCCGUAAUUACCAGUACACUCUGCCGGCAGUUAAAGGAUUGGUCGUGGACAUGGAGGUCCGGAAAACCAGCAUCAAGAUUCCCAGUAACCGCUACAAUGAGCUGAUGAAGGCCAUGAACAAGUCUAACGAGCACGUGUUGGCGAUGGGGGCGUGUUUUAAUGAGCGUGCAGACUCUCACCUCGUCUGUGUCCAGAAUGACGACGGAAACUACCAAACACAGGCCAUCAGCAUCCACCACCAGCCCCGCAAAGUGACUGGAGCCUGUUUCUUUGUGUUCAGUGGAGCUCUGAAAGCCUCGUCGGGAUACUUGGCUAAAACCAGCAUCGUAGAAGAUGGAGUAAUGAUCCAGAUCACAGCGGAGACGAUGGAGGCUCUACGGCAAGCACUGAGGGACAUGAAGGACUUCAGUAUCACCUGUGGAAAAGCAGAUCAGGAGGAGAGUCAGGACACUGUUCACAUCCAGUGGACUGAAGAUGACCACAACUUCAACAAAGGUGUGAUCAGUCCAAUUGAUGGGAAGUCCAUGGAGUCUAUAACCAGCAUCAAGAUCUUUCAUGGCUCAGAGUUCAAGGCCAAUGGGAAAGUCAUCCGCUGGACUGAGGUAUUCUUCCUUCAGAGUGAGGAGCAGACUGGAGGCCUGUCUGACCCAGCUGACCACAGCCGCCUGACGGAGAGCAUGGCCAAGGCAUUCUGCAUUGCUCUGUGCCCGCACCUCAAACUGCUCAAGGAGGAUGGCAUGGCCAAGCUGGGACUGAGGGUCACUCUAGACUCAGACCAGGUUGGAUAUUUGGCAGGCAGUAACGGGCAGCCCCUCCCCCCUCAGUACCUCAGUGACUUGGACUCCGCCCUCAUUCCCAUAAUUCAUAGCGGCGCGUGUCAGCUGAGUGAGGGGCCCGUCGUCAUGGAGCUCAUCUUCUACAUACUGGAAAUCAUCUCCUAGAAACAAGACUCUUGAGGCAUCAUGGGAUACACUCAAAUUAAGGCAUUUCGCUCAAGCUGGGGACUGACAAAAUUCUAGGCAUUUUGAUCAAGCUAUAUUAGUUUAAUCAUCAAAAUGGUUUGUGUAAGUAUUGUGUGUACGGGAAGUUAUACUUAAUUUUCCUGACCAAAACAAGAUGAUUGCAAUUAAACUAAAUAGUCACAUAUUCAACUGAAUAAUGAAUAUCAAAAUCAAAAUAUAUAUUGAAUGUAUAUCGAAAUCAAAAUAUAUAUUUACAAUUUAACAUUAUUUUUAAAAACUGAGCAGCCCCAUUCGAAAUGCCUAGAUUUUUCAAAGUCCCGUGAGAUCAUCAACAGCUCUCGGCUCAUUGGGCGAUUUCGUUGAAGCCCGGAUGCAGCACUUCCUGGUUCCAGGAGGAUAGCAGUCCUCUUCACAUCUAUGCAUCCACUGCAGCUCUGUUUUUAUUAUAGCACCAAGUUAUAGGCCCUCACUGUGGACACCAAGGGCCUCAGCAAUGCAUUCUGGGUAGCAGCAAUCACAUACACACAAAGCAGAUAUUUAAUUAGCUUUACAAAAAUAUCAACACUAAAUUUUGGUGGCAAUUUUUGAUUAAAUGAAGUAUCAUUUCUUCAGUGGUGACAAAUUGAAUCUCGUCUGAACAUGUACUGUUGUGUCGAUGGGCAAGACACUACACCCACAUCAUCUACUACUCCAACCAUAUGGCUGGUUUUGACUGGAAGGGCAUCUGACAUUAAAUUAAAUUACUAUAAAAUUGUUGUACAAAGUUGUUUAUCCUAUCCAAAAGCAGUUUGAGCCCCUCACUUUGGGUUGCCAGAUCCUAUGACUAAACCAAUUUGCAAUAAACCAAAAAUCGUAUGAUAAUUUUUCUUUGUUAUAUGAAAUCUAAUGGACUCAUUUUAUUUGAUUGUAGUGCCGAUUUUAAACCUGGGGUGGGCAGUAUUGAUAAAUGAAUAUAACCAUCUAUUUUUGAUAACAUCAAACAGAAAUUAGUUUCAGACUUUUUAAAAUGUAUUAGUUUCACAUUUUCAAGAUACCUAAACUUCAACUGAGUUUAUGAGUAAAAUUACUCAUAAAAAGUGCAGAAAUUUCCCUCUUUUAGAUAUUGGUUGGCCUGUAUAUUGGGCUGAUAUUUGCACUUUUCAGUGUAUCAGCCAUUAUUUAUUUGAGCUAACUACUCAACAAAUAUGCAUAAAACUUUAUUUUAAGAACACUCUGCAAAAAUGUGAUAAGAUUACGGGUGACUUUGUAACUUUUGUAAAUUACAUAAUUUGGGGAAAAGUAUAAAAAUCGGCUCUACAUAUCGACCCAAAAAUACCGGCAGAGCUCAUCAGCCAAAGGUUUUACUGAUAUCUAAACAAUGGGUAUUGGACAUUAAAAACCCAUAUUGGUUGAUCUGUUUAUUGCUCACCUCGCUGUAAAAAAUAUAAAAAAGACAUUUAUGAAGAAUUGCAGCCAAAACUAGUGUUGAAAUAUAGUUUUGUUGUUCAACAUUUAAACACUACAAACGACAUUGUCAGUGGUGCUACGACCUGCCAUCUAUUUGAGGGAAGUGGACUCAUCAGUUUUCCAGCUUUAUUCUCCAUCAGCACUGGCUUUACCUGGACUCUCAAAGACUCUGUACAUAGUUUUAUACUCAUUAUAACCAAUACAUGUAGCCAAUGGGGGAAAAAAUAUAAGAGACAGUAUUAUCAAGAUAAAAAGGGACUCAAAUAACGUACCAAUAUUUCAUGUCAAAUUGUGAAAUGAAAUCGCUCGUUGGUCCUAUAGAUUUCAAAGUGGUUCCAAUGCUUUAUGAUGUAAUUCAAAUUGUACAGCUACAGCAGUUGAACCUGUCAGUCAUGUCAAUGUGUUUCUAUUGAAGACGUCUGUCCGUGUAAAAAAAUACAACUAUAAAUAUAUAAAUCUAUAUUAGAGAUGUUUUAAAUGCACUGGAUUAAAGCCAUUUCAAGCCUGGACAGCCAUACUGGAGUUUAGCAGUUUAAUGUCAUAAAGUUUGGACCAAUCAGAAUGUGUUUAAUCAAAAAGGGGAGGGUUUUUUUAAUCGAGCAACGUGUGCACAUUAAAGGCACUGUAUCUGAUUUUUACUGUCUUAAAAAAAUCAAAAACAGAAGCAGUUCAUUUUAAACAGUUUGCAGAGGUCCAAAGUUAUUCCUCACUUACCACUUGCAUUCAGAGCAUCCUAAUUAUUCACAGCAAUGAAUUUAUAAGCACUUUUCUCAAUUUUCAGAGACAAGCAUGCUCCUGAUUCUUCUGAUUCCUCACGAUUCUCUGACAGAAAAACGCUUUAUAAUUAAAUACAGACAGUACACAAUGGACAUAUUUUGACCUCUGCUCAUACAAUAUAUCUGUACUAGGACAAAACUAAUUUACCAUGUAAUUUUGAGUACAUGGGGGGAAUAUUAGUUUUAUUAUAAUGACAAAUAAAUAUUAGUUUUAUUAUAAUGACAAGUAAACAAAUUUUUCAGUAUUUUACCACUAUAAAAGAACAAUUUUAACAAACAUUUAAUACUGAAAACCUGCAAAAAGACUUCAAGUAUAGGUGCCCAGGCUGGACAUUUUCAGAAGGUUAAAUUUUGCAAGUUGGACCUAUAGAGGAAUCCCUUUGUUUUGGACUCUUAUAAAGUUGAAUGUAAACCAUAACGAGACUAUAUGUAACUGAAUGGACCUUUUGAACAAUAGUAUUGAUUUUUAUUUAGAAAUAUUUUUGACUGUUACCAAAUCCACUGUUAAAUUAAUAUGUGCGGUUAAUUUACAAAUUUUGGUGAAGCCCGUGUACAGGGAACAGACAAUCAUGCAUUCAACCAAUUCGUACAUGCUAGUUUAAAGUUAAAGCAGCACUAGAUUACUUUUCUACUGGGGUUCAGCCAAUUUCUUGUCUCUAUAUUGCAAAAAGCUCCAUCUAGGCAAGUUAAAAUGUCUUGAGUUAAGGACAAAUUUACCUAGAUAUGAGUUUUUGCGGUGUAUGCUUGAAGGUAAUAUAAAAGUUACUGUUUUUGUUCAAGAAAUGUGGUCAAAUUGAAAUGUAUUUUAAUUUUUUAGCCAUAUUGUUAACUCUAAAAUAAUCUAUUUUAGAAUGAAAACCCAUCCAGACACGGUGAGAACAUACAAAUGUCACACAGAACGUCCCCCAACAGUUUAGUUUCAAUUACUGCCCUUGAACUUUCAAAUUGUGUGGCAUAAUUCAAGCCAGUUCUUUUUUUGUGAUAAUUACUAACAUCUUUUAAAGGAAAAUUUUGGUUAAAUUGGCAUCACUGGUUAAUUGUUGUAACUUUUGUUUGAUUUCUGGCCCAUUUCCAAUUUGUGCAAUUCGUCUUUGUCUAAAAAGGUGCAAUAUAUUCAACUAAAAAGUAGCAUUUUGUUGUGUUAAAUGACAUGGACUUCACUAUAACAUGCAUGCAACAGAAACAAGCCUGGGAUUUGAUCUUUACACUACUCUGAGUUUGUGGAAAUGAAUUGUUUUGUGGUUUGAUUUUUUUUUUUUUUGAAUGAAUAUUGGUUGAAAAGCCAAAAAUGUGCUUAUUUUUCGUUACCAAGUGGACUUCAUCCGCCUCUGUAGAAUAUGUAAAAUAAAUACUUGUAGAAAAUGGG
Molecule: messenger RNA, 7423 nt
Organism: Periophthalmus magnuspinnatus
Lineage: Eukaryota; Metazoa; Chordata; Actinopteri; Gobiiformes; Gobiidae
Gene: zfyve9a
Product: zinc finger, FYVE domain containing 9a
Exons: 20
Coding region: 422-3814 (1130 amino acids)
Biological process (GO): endosomal transport
Cellular component (GO): early endosome membrane
Molecular function (GO): metal ion binding
Source: RefSeq, a predicted model, not a curated record